Clupea harengus (Atlantic herring) is the source of this 4307-nucleotide messenger RNA. RefSeq names its product receptor-type tyrosine-protein phosphatase U-like. Lineage: Eukaryota; Metazoa; Chordata; Actinopteri; Clupeiformes; Clupeidae. Bases 1 to 2262 code for a protein of 753 amino acids. The transcript has 20 exons. The record is from RefSeq and is a predicted model, not a curated record. Gene Ontology annotation, molecular function: protein tyrosine phosphatase activity; protein binding. Gene Ontology annotation, biological process: protein dephosphorylation. Gene Ontology annotation, cellular component: membrane.
AUGGCAGCCCGAGCCGUGCAGUUCUCAUCUGCGCCGCGCAAUUACACGCGCCCUGAGGGGCUCAGCAACGGCCAGGAAACUGCAGUGGCUUGUAAGGACCAUAAGAGGGCCCUCGAGGUCUCGCAGCAUGCUGAGGAGAUGGGCCUGAUCCUGGGUGCAUGUGCGGGCGGCCUGGUGGUCCUCAUCCUCCUGCUAGGGGCCAUCGUCAUCGUCAUCAAAAAGGGAAGGGACUUCUACUCUUACCCUUACUACCCAAGGAAGAAGGUGAACAUAAACAAGGCAGCCAUGGCGUAUCGUCAGGAGAAGACCAGGAAGUUGGGAUCUCUGGACUGCACCAUGACGGAGCAGAGCACCUUACAGCAGGAUGAACGCACCGCACACUCCUUCUUGGACAUGCAGACUGGCAGCACACGCAACGAGCAGCGCAGCUCUGUGAACGAGUCGAGCAGUCUGCUGGGCGGUUCUCCGCGGCGCCACUGCCGACGCAAGAGCUCCCCCUACCACACAGGGCAGCUGCACCCGGCCGUGCGCGUGGCCGACCUGCUGCAGCACAUCAACCAGAUGAAGACCUCCGAGGGCUACGGCUUCAAACAGGAGUACGAGAGUUUCUUCGACGGCUGGGAUGUCACCAAGAAGAAGGAUAAGACCAAGGGGAGGCACGACAGCAUUCUCAGUCACGACCGGCACCGCGUCAAACUGCACUCUCUCCUCGCCGACCCCAACUCGGACUAUGUCAACGCCAACUACAUUGACAUUCGGAUUAACAGGGAAGGCUAUCAACGUUCCAACCACUACAUCGCCACUCAAGGCCCUAAGCAGGACAUGAUCUAUGACUUCUGGAGGAUGGUUUGGCAGGAGAACUGCUUCAGCAUUGUCAUGAUCACCAAGCUGGUGGAGGUCGGGAGGAUGAAGUGCUGUAAGUACUGGCCUGAUGACAGCGAGCUGUACGGCGACAUCAAGAUCACACUGCUGAAGACGGAGACGCUUGCAGAGUACACCGUUCGCACUUUCGCCAUGGAGCGGCGGGGGUACCCUGCCAAACACGAGGUGUGCCAGUUCCACUUCACCUCAUGGCCCGAGCAUGGCGUGCCCUACCACGCCACCGGCCUGCUGGCGUUCCUGCGGCGGGUGAAGGCCUCUACUCCACCGGAUGCUGGCCCCGUGGUGGUGCACUGCAGUAUGGGGGCUGGUCGGACGGGCUGCUACAUUGUGCUGGACGUGAUGCUGGACAUGGCUGAGUGUGAGGGGGUGGUGGACAUCUACAACUGCGUGAAGACACUCUGCUCCCGACGGAUCAACAUGAUCCAGACAGAGGAGCAGUACGUGUUCAUCCACGAGGCCAUCCUGGAGGCGUGCCUGUGCGGAGAGACGGCCAUCCCGGUCAGCGAGUUUGCCCUCACCUACAAGGACAUGCUGCGGGUGGACACACAGAGCAACACCUCCCAGCUGCGAGAGGAGUACCAGACACUGAACUCAGUGACGCCUCACCUGGACGUGGAGGAGUGCAGCAUCUCGCUGUUGCCACGCAACCGGGAGAAGAACCGCAGCAUGGACGUGCUGCCUCCGGACCGCGCGCUGGCCUUCCUGGUGACCACGGAGGGUGAGGGCAACAACUACAUCAACGCGGCACUGACCGACAGCUUCCUGCGGCCGGCCGCCUUCGUGGUGACGCCGCACCCGCUGCCCACCACCACCGGCGACUUCUGGAGGCUGGUGUACGACUACUCCUGCACCUCUGUGGUUAUGCUCAACCUGCUCAACCAGUCCAACUCUGCCUGGCCUUGUCUGCAGUAUUGGCCUGAGUCAGGCAUGCAGCACUUUGGACCAAUGACAGUAGAGCUCCUGUCUCGUACGUCUGACGAGGAUGUCAUCAUCCGCCUCUUCCGUGUCAAGAACAUCACGCGGCUGCAAGAGGGUGCCCUGGUGGUGCGUCACUUCCAGUUCCUGCGCUGGUCGCCCUACAGGGACAUCCCCGACUCCAAGAAGGCCUUCCUCAACCUGCUGGCCCAGGUGCACAAGUGGCAGAGGGACUGCGGAGAGGGACGCAUGGUGGUUCACUGCCUAAAUGGAGGCGGCCGCAGUGGGACAUUCUGUGCCAGUAGUAUCCUGAUGGAAAUGAUCAGUCACCAGAGCAUGGUGGACGUCUUCUACGCCGCCAAGACGCUGCGCAACUCCAAGCCCAACAUGGUGGAGACCAUGGAGCAGUACCGUUUCUGCUACGAACUGGUUCUGGAGUACCUGGACUGCCUUGAGGUGAGAUAGCAGCCAGAACCCAACCAGACGUGAUGCGCACCCCGCGCCAGGGGGGGGACCCGUGGCCACCCAAGGGCCUCGUCUCUGAGCUCCCUCGUUCUUCUUCUCCUCUUCCUCGUCCUCUUCUUGCCCUCCUCUCCUGGAUCUCUCUGGAAGGAGUGAAUCUCUGUUUACCUGGAUGGACAAUAUGGACUGAUGCAAGGAAGCCCUCCAUUUCUCUGCGGAACGGAACCAACAACUGAGAGCUCCAUAGACUUGCUUUCCUUUUGACAUGUAUUAUACAUUCACUCUCUUUUCUCCUCCUUCCGUCCUUUCCUUUAUGUGUCCCUCUGUUCUUCUUUCUCCUUGUCUUGCUUUGGUAUUCCUCAACUUUCCUGAGGCUUGCGUCUGUUUCUUUGUUGUAGUUUUUUCUCCUCUGUGCCAGAACUUUUUGCCAACACCAUAUAAGGGCAUGGAUGCGUCUGGGCUAGGAUGGGCAGCUCACUUCCUGUGAUUUCAGUGGGCGACUUCCUGGUGACAACUGCCACACUCUGCCUUAUGACACAGCAAGAGGAAGACACUCUUACCUGACAUCACAGAGUGAAAGACUAUGGAUAACACACACAUUACACACACAACUCUGACAACAACUUUGAGAAAAACAAACAAAAUAUUACAAAAAAGUCAACAUGGAUGAUUUUUUGCGUGUUAAUGUGUUUUUGUUGACCCCUGUGCCAUGGUGCAACCUGCUGAGGAUGAGUUUGAUUUAGAGACACAUGUUUUUGAAGGGUGGGCGGAGCUUAGGCUUCAGCCAUUGGCUCUCGAUACAAAAGUGGUGGGACUCAGGUUGGCGUGACAACCCUCCUCCGGUUGGAGUGCCACAAUUUAUUGGCGCCAACGGGAGGUUGCGAUCCUAAUGGUGGCUCCUCGUGUUAUUAUUUAUUUGCUCUUUGUGUACAUACUGUAGGUAUUUUAAGAGUAACAGAAAAAGAGAAUCUAGGUGUUGUCUUUACGUGCCAAUUCAUUGUUUGUGUGUCUGUGUGUGCCGGGGACCACUGGAAAGCACCUGCAUGCCGAUCUGUGCUGUUCGAUUAAGUGUCCCAUCGCAUCAUGUGACUCGGUCCACUUUGGGCGUCCAGUGCAGAUGCCUGCUUAAAAAUCAUGCUCAACUCAAGAUCAAAUAUACAUGUACAUAUAUGUAUUGAAGAGAAAACAACAAAAAAAGAAAUGAUGUAUUACUGUGGGAACAUGGUGAGGCCUUCACCAGAAGACUUGCUUUUUAAAUUUGUAUUUAUUCAUUGUGUUUUGUUUUCUAAAUAGUGUAUAUUAAAUGCAAAAAAAAAUAAAACACUAUGAUGUUGCUUUUACGUCACUACUGUCCCAUUGUCCGUUUUGUUGUAAGGACCGUCAGCAUCCAGUCCUCGACGCAAACCACGUCGGUCUAAUUUGACGAGCUGCCACAUCCUGUGACCUUACAAUGUGGCAUUAAAAAGUCAUUAGCAUGAGUCGCAACACUGAAAGGGCUGGGCCCAACCACAAAAGCCUCCUUUCAAAGGGAAAGCGAGACAUUCUCCGCCAGCCAAACCCAAAUGUCCUUUGUGGUUUAAUGAGCCAGCACCAUUGUCUUUGUCAUCUGCAAGGGGAAAGAUGCCUCUAUUGUAUGGUGCUGUUUCCGGCCCAAUUUCUGACGCUACACCAUGCCACCAUGAUACGCCCACAAAUAUCACCACCCUCCUCCUCCCUGUGGACUCGUUGACCCCGGACGGGUUAAGAAACGUAAUUUGGUUCCUGACGUCCCUCUAGCUAUAAGAACCAAUUACCCCGUUAGUCGAUGAAACAAGUCUGUUUUUAUUUUCCUUCCUUUUUUAUUUAAUUUAUUUAUUUUGCUGAGGCAAUGUUUUAGUACAAGGGCGAGGCUAUCAGCUACAUGCAGGGCAUGUCUCCUGCGUGUUUAUUUGUGAUUAUGCGAUGAGAAUGCUGUUAAGUCCACCGCGCCUCCUUCGGGGAAUUAUUACUAGUGGAGAGAAACACACACCCACACACACAUAUAUACACACACACAGGGAGAGUAGAUC